UCUCUCUCUCUCUCUCUCAUUUAAACGCAACCGCUCACGCACGGAGGGGAAGAGCAGAGCAGACGAACAGAACAGGCGCUUGCGCAAUCAAGAAACCAACCAAGAUGGUCGGUGCAGGAAGGCGACGGGUCCCGUGCGGCGCCGCGCUCGUGGUGCUCCUCGCCGUUGCCGCCGUCACCGUCAGAGUGGCCGUCGCCGACGACUUCUUCACCCCUCUAGCCCCCAUCUUCUCCCCUGUGAUCAACUCGAUAUGCAGCACGGUGGCUUGCGGGAAGGGGAACUGCACUGUGGCGCCAGGGGCGCUGGGUUACAGGUGCGAGUGCGACCCGGGCUGGGCGCAGCUGCACGUCGGCGACGACCUCAGGUUCCUGCCCUGCGUCAUACCAAACUGCUCUAUUGAUCGUGCAUGUUCCAACGAUUCAUCAGCACCGGCUCCUUUACCACCACCUAAAAACUUCUCGCUCGACCCAUGUGAAUUAGCAUACUGCGGAACCGGAGGCACAUGCAGGAAUGGCUCAGGUCUCAGCUACCACUGCGAGUGCAAGGAGGGUUUCAGCAACCUUCUCAACAUCACCACGAUGCCUUGCUUUCAGAACUGCUCCAUCGGCGCGGAUUGCACAAGCAUAGGGAUCCUUCCAUUCUCAAACUCUUCCAAGUCUCCUGCGCCACCUGGCUCGGAGAGCCUUUCUAACAACGGCAAUGCAGCUGCACCAGGACCCAUUUCACAGCGAAUUCUACACCCACUGCUGAUGCUGGUCUCACUGGCCGUCAGUCAGGCGGUAUAGGUCGAGGAUGGAGCAUAGCGCAGUAGCACUUGACCUUUUUUAUCCACGGACAUGAUAGAGUCGAUAGCUUGUUAGGGAUACACUUUUGGGUUGUGUGUUAUAUAGCUGCAUGGCGACAUUUGAUGAUAGAUUUCCAGUGUAGGGGAUGUUGAGAUGAUCAGUUUAAGCCGAUAUGGAAUAAAGUGUUUCUGUGAAUAAUGGAAUAAA
Messenger RNA from Phragmites australis (common reed), 992 nucleotides. RefSeq lists its product as uncharacterized. The coding region runs from base 105 to 785 and encodes 226 amino acids. The transcript is spliced from 6 exons. The record is from RefSeq and is a predicted model, not a curated record. NCBI's taxonomy places the organism in Eukaryota, Viridiplantae, Streptophyta, Magnoliopsida, Poales, Poaceae.